UGUGACGCAUUUCCUUUACCGGCAAAACUGUUUUGAUAACAACGGAAGUGGUAUUUUCAUCAUUCUUAUUUAAAGAUGGCUCUUGCUAAUGUUUUGCAGAGUGAGUUAGUAGACUUUUCAAACUAUGGUCGCAAACGUCGUGGCUUCGCCAGUGGUUUGUAUGAAACAGAGUUGGGUUUGGGGUCUGUAGGGGGAGAUAGCCUGUCUUUCGCUGUGAGAACCGCCUGCUCUGACGGAGAUGGGCCAGAAAGAAAGAUAGAAUUCCUUCAUGGCACAACCACAUUAGCCUUCAAAUUCCAGCAUGGCGUGAUCGUGGCGGUGGACUCCAGGGCCACAGCAGGCGCCUACAUCGCCUCCCAGACAGUGAAGAAGGUGAUAGAGAUCAACCCCUACCUGUUGGGCACAAUGGCUGGAGGGGCUGCUGACUGCAGCUUCUGGGAGCGCCUGCUGGCCCGCCAGUGCCGCGUCUACGAGCUCCGCAACAAGGAGCGCAUCUCUGUGGCAGCCGCCUCCAAGCUACUGGCCAACAUGGUGUACCAGUACAAAGGCAUGGGCCUCAGCAUGGGAACCAUGGUGUGUGGCUGGGACAAGACUGGACCAGGCCUCUACUACGUGGACUCUGAGGGGAACCGUGUCUGCGGGGACCUGUUUGCUGUGGGAUCUGGCUCCAUGUACGCAUAUGGCAUCGUGGACAGCGGUCUGAAGCAGAAGGACCUGACUGUGGAGGAGGCCUGUGAUCUGGGCCGCAGGGCCAUCUACCAGGCCACUUACCGCGACGCCUACAGUGGAGGACAGGUCAACUUGUACCACGUACACAGUGAGGGCUGGAACAGGGUGUCCCAGUCAGAUGUCUUAAUGCUGCAUCAACAGUACCAGGCAGAGAAGGCAUAGGAGGGGGAGGGAUAAAGAAUGAUAGCCAGAGGGACCAUUCAGUUUAUAAAAAAGUGUUUACACACAUCCAAACUUGGCACAGUAUCUGGUCUAUUGAAAAAGGACCUUUUUAAAGAAUAUAAGUAACCUUGCUGUCACUACACGUUCCAUACUGUGCCUGGGAUAAAGGCAUGUUCCUUCUGUUAACCAGUGGCUUUGCUGACUUAACUCAGAUUUCUUUCCUUUUGACUGCUCUAAAGUUUUCAAUAAAUGUUCUCAUUCAUUCUCA
Molecule: messenger RNA, 1159 nt
Organism: Salmo salar (Atlantic salmon)
Lineage: Eukaryota; Metazoa; Chordata; Actinopteri; Salmoniformes; Salmonidae
Product: proteasome subunit beta type-5
Cellular component (GO): proteasome core complex; cytoplasm
Molecular function (GO): threonine-type endopeptidase activity
Source: RefSeq, a predicted model, not a curated record